ACGCAAAUUUCUGUUGGUUUGGAAAUCAAACAUAUCAUACAAGGAACCAACGCAUACGAAACCAAGUAGAAAUGGACGACCCGCUCACGCAGAGUCCCGACCCCCUAGACGAGUUAGGUGGCCUUGUAGGCGAGACGUUGAACCUAUUUGAUGCACCGGUCAACCCCGGCAGCGCAAGUCGUAGCCCGGCUCAAGCCCUUCCCGCCCAGCACUCGGACAGUCCUGGCUUUGCUUCAGCAGCCCUGGGAACGCGCUCUCCGGAUGCAGUGGCGCAGUCGAUAGACUUGGACUUGCUUGGCGCGGGGCCAGCCGGAACCUCCUCGUUGCCACGCGCAGCGACGGGGGCACCAGAGGUGGAUGUUCCGCUCGUUGGCGAAGACGAUGUUCAGCUAGGCUUUGGUUACGAACCCCCCUCUCAGCCAGCUCAACCAUCGUUUGGUGCUGGUCCGCUUGGCCACAUGGAGUCGCACUCAGCCGCUGCCACGCAGCCCAGCCCGCGCGACUCCUACCGCGAGCUCCAGCCCGACGACGGCCCCAGCGCCGGCGCCGGGCCCAGCACCAGCGCCGGAGGCGCCUCCACCUCAGCCGCCGGGGCCGGCGGCUCCGAGCCGCCGGCCAUCCGUGUGUGGGUGCGGGAUCCGGAGCGCUCUGAGGCGCCGAGCAAGCUGGGCAUUCGCACCACCUACUUCACGUACCUGGUCCGCACGGAGAGCGUGCUGCAGGGCAUGCGCACCGACGGCACGGAGGUCCGCCGCCGCUUCUCCGAGUUUGACGCGCUGCACAAGCUAAUCAAGGCCCACUACCGCGGCUACAUCAUCCCGCCGCUGCCCGAGAAGUCCUUCAUCGACGCCAAGCUGGCGCACGAGGACUUCCUGCGACUGCGCCGUGCCGACCUGCAGGCCUUCCUGCGCGGCAUCGUGAGCCACCCGGCGCUGCGUGAUGCCGAGGCGCUCAAGCUGUUCCUGCUGCAGCCCGGCGAGCUGCAGUACAACCCCGCAUGGAUCAGCAUGCUGCACGGCAUCGGCAGCACGCCGGACGGGAACGAGGGCAUGGUGGGCGCGCUGGGUGUGGGCGGCGGCGGCGCGGUCGCCACAGCCAAGGCGACCGCAGGCUUCAACAGCCUGGUGGCGUGGGUGCGACACAGCGUGGGCGUGGCAGCCGGGUCGCGGCGGGAGCUGGACGAGGACGAGCAGCAGCUGCGGCACGCCAAGGAGCUGAUGCGCGACCUGGAGCGGCUGCUGCAGCUGUGCUGCGAGUCGGCGCGCGUCAUGUGCGGCCACAUGGAGUCGCUGGCCAGCGACAUGUACGAGCUGGGCAGGAACAUGGGCAUGCUGUCCAAGUGGGAGGAGACGCUGCGCGCGCACAGCGGCACCUACACGGAGGCGGGCUACAGCGCCAGCAAGCGCGCCGCGGACUGCAAGCAGCUCAGCUACGCCACGGCGCGGCAGCACACGCUGUGGAAGAGCGCGUCGGUCAAGACGGCGGCGAGCCUGGUGGCGCUGCACGACUACUACAUCAUCAUGCCGGAGGCGGUGGCGGCGUUGGAGGAGCGCGAGCGGUGCCUGGACCAGAUCCACGACCUGGAGGCGGAGCUGGCGGCCAAGCAGGCGGAGCUCAGCAAGAGCGGCGGGGCGGCCGGGAGGGGCUUGCAGGGCCGGCAGACGCAGGGCGACCGGCGCGCCUACACGCUGACCAACGCCGUGGACAAGCUGGAGGAGCAGCUCAAGGCGUGCCGCGACACGUACGCGCUGGUCAAGGGCCGCAACAGCGAGGAGCUGCGGCGGCUGCACCUGAGCCGCGAAGCGGACUUCCACGCCAUGAUGGCGCACUACAGCCGGGUGCAGGCGCAGCUCAUGCAGGCGGCCGCCGACAUGUGGCGCACGACGGCGCGGCAGUUUGCGGGCGAGCCGGUGGACAGCGGCGCCCUCCCGGCGGACGGCGACUCGCCGCGCUUGGACGAGUGAGCGCUGCUGCUGCGGCGGCGGCAGCGCGUGCGUGCAUAUGUGCAUGCUGAUGUGUUGGCGUGUGUAUGUGCGUGUGUGUAUGUGUGCGCCAAGUGCAGGCGUCGCUUGGGGCUGGGACGGCCAUGUGCCGGUGGUUUAUGAGAGAGGGCUGUGGGCUUGGGCGCCUACGUGUGUGGGAUGAAGGGUGGCGCUUGUUCAACGGGUGUGGGCGAGACAAGGGAUGCUGGCUGGCUUGGGGUGUGCAGAUGCAUGGCGUGGCAUGUGGCAACGUGGAACAAACUGUACAGCAGGGGCGCCCGUGUGUACAGGCCGCGCAAUCGCGGCCUUUGGGGGACGGGUUGUCUGGCUAGAUGAUUGCUUGAGCAGACUGGGUGCAUACACUGGGAAUUGCGCCCUGUCCGUUUCAUUGGACGGGCGCCGGGCCAGUGCGAAUGUGUGGACAUGGGGUGGGUGCCACUCAAGGACUGAGUCCCGGGUGUGACAUGGGGGUGGAUGUGAGGAUCUCGGCGCGUGCAUGAUGGGAGCGAGCAAGCAAAUCUGCGGCGCUGUGACGGCUUCACGAGUAGAUGCGUUGUGAUUGAGCUGCUGAUACUUGGUCUAUCAGCGCGUGGACCACUUCGCCUCUCAGCAUCUCAUACCUCCUGACACGCAAACGUGAUAAAUGACCUAAGCGUGACUUGUCGUCUGGCCAGGCAUUCCUGUCUGAGCCACGACAACGCUAUCACCCAGCCAGCACGCGCCUCUGUCAUGUUGAGGCACGCCUGUCUUAUGCACGGGGUCGGCGUUACUGGGUCGCCAGGGCUUGGGCCCAAGAAGGCAAGAACCCAUCGUGGUAUCCGGAAUGCUGUAGAGGACUCCUGAGCAA
Messenger RNA from Chlamydomonas reinhardtii, 2829 nucleotides. RefSeq lists its product as uncharacterized. NCBI's taxonomy places the organism in Eukaryota, Viridiplantae, Chlorophyta, Chlorophyceae, Chlamydomonadales, Chlamydomonadaceae. Gene Ontology annotation, molecular function: phosphatidylinositol binding. Bases 72 to 1964 code for a protein of 630 amino acids. The transcript is spliced from 12 exons. The record is from RefSeq and is a predicted model, not a curated record.